Bursaphelenchus xylophilus (pine wood nematode) is the source of this 3330-nucleotide messenger RNA. The record is from the annotation of a GenBank genome assembly. Lineage: Eukaryota; Metazoa; Nematoda; Chromadorea; Rhabditida; Aphelenchoididae.
AUGGAGCAGCCGGAUCGAUUGCGGAGAUUUGGUCGAUCCUUUAGAGAGGGGGUGAGUUUUUGGAACUGGAACGGGAGAUGAUGACUAAAAAAAUUUUUUUUAAUUGGUCAGAGAUGUUCCCCAAGGUCAUAAAUUUGAAUUUCGUUUUUCUUGGCUGUCUAAAAAUUAUUUUUUCAAAAAUAAACACCGGAUUACUGUAAUUUUUAGGCCAAUUCUUUUCGCUCGAAUAUCUCAAAUUAUCGGACCGCCAAGAAAGUUUCUCGAUGGGUACAACUCACUCACAAAAUAUAUCACGAUUACGGUAUCAAACAUAUUCUUUUAAUCCUCGUCCUCAUCGUCUAUCAGUUCAUCGGGGCCGGAGUCUUUUAUUAUUGCGAGCAUUCCAACGAAGAGUCCAAGGAAAUUCAAUGGAAAUCCGAAUUAAACAAUAAUAGGAGUGUGAUUAUCAACACGAUCAUCAAGAGGAUGUUCAAUAAUACCGAGUACCUCUUUUUUCUUACUCAGAAUCAAUCGGAUGACUUGCAUAAAGAGCUAAAAGUGAUGUUCGAAAGAUAUGAAGACAGUCUGGGGGUGAAAUUCACCGACCAGAAGAUCAAGUGGGACUUCUGGACGGCCAUGUUGUAUGCGCAGGUAAGAUGUGUAAAUCUAAAACAAAAUUAUAUUACUCUAGAUGAUCUGCACCACAAUUGGCGGAGGAUUUGCGCAUUUGUAUCCAUCGACAGUCUCCGGAAGAGUCUGUACCAUGAUCUACGCUUUUUUUGGCAUCCCAUUGGUCCUCACUAUAUUGGAUGACCUCGGUAUGUCUUCAUUUUAUCUCCAAUUUUCUGUUUUUUAGGAAAGAUCCUCACAAAAUGUCUGAAAACCCCAUGGUGGUUGAUAAAAUGUGGUUGCCGUCGAAUGUUCCGUUACUGUACGAAACAGACGUUGGAAGAGAUCCGAAUAUUGGAUAUCGAGGAUAAAAAAGACCUGGACCUCUUUGAUCUACCAAUUCCGAUCGCCAUUUUAGUCGUGUUUGUUUGGAUUCUGAUCUGCUCGGCCACUUUCUGCAUCUGGGAAAAGGACUGGGACUAUUUUGUGGCCUUUUAUUUCUUCUUCAUCUCGCUGAGCACCAUUGGGUUGGGUGAUAUAUCUCCAUCACAGCCAAAAUAUCUUCUAAUGUUGUUUGUUUACAUUAUCAUUGGUUUGUCGUUGGUUUCAAUGUGCAUCAAUCUUAUUCAGGUAAGAGAAUGAGCAAACUUUGCAGAGAAUUGCGCAACUUUAAGAUCAAAUUCGAAAAGACCUAUCAACACGGAAAAGAUCACCUUUACAUCACUCAGGACUCACAACUUGGAUUGAAAAGAAGAAGGAGUACCUUGGGGGUGAUCAGAGGGACAACUUCAUCUCAUUCGCUGUCCAAAGAGUCGGUUCAACGAUAUCUCGGCCAAAGAACUCAUUUGAGUAAGAGCUCGCAGACAGUUUUGUCCUUCCCAUCUCCGAGACGGAACUCUUACGUAACGCAAAGUGUCUACAACUCAAAAGUGAGCUAUUACUCCAUUUGGGAGCGUUUCAUUUUGGGCAGAUCAAAUUUUUUUAUUUGAAAUCUGAUAGCACCGUAAAAUGACUGGUGUAAGGAUUGAGUUGGCCUGAAAUAUAGCAUUCCAAUGUGACCCAAAGAUUUCAUAAAUCGCUUAUCAAGGAGCUGGAUUGGCCUAAGAUUCUUAGCUAGAUGAUUCAGUUACAUAUCCAAGUGUUUGAAUUUGUCAUUUGCUAUAUUUCAGGCCAACUCAAUCCUUACACCAGUCAUUUUACGGUGCUAUCAGAUUUCAAAUAAAAAAAUUUGAUCUGAAUGCCUGACUGAACCCCCCAUGACUGAACCCCCCUGACUGAACCCCCCUGACUGAACCCCCCAAUGACUGGACCCCCUGACUGAACCCCUCACCCCUGUUCGAGGGAACCCCCCCUGACUGAACCCCCCAAAUUGAAUAAACCUUGGCGUUCUGCUAAAAUAUGGCCAAGUUGAAAAAAAUGUGGCCAAGUUGAAAAAAAUGUGGCCAAGUGGAAAAAAAUGUGGCCAAAUUGAAAAAAAUGUGGCCAAAUUGAAAAAAAUGUGGCCAAGUGGAAAAAAAUGUGGCCAAAUUGAAAAAGAUGUGGCCAAAUUGAAAAAAAUGUGGCCAAAUUGAAAAAAAUGUGGCCAAGUUGAAAAAAAUGUGGCCAAAUUUCAAAAAAUUUUAAUUUGGCCACAUUUUUUCACUUUGGCCAAAUUUUUUAUCUUGGCCAAACGCUUUUCCUGCUUGGCCACACUUUUUUCACGGUUGUAAAAUUUUUUUCCGAUCUGGCCAAAUCUUUUCAAUUUGGCCAUAUUUUUGCACCAUGGCCAUAAUUUAUUGGAUUUGGCUAGAUUAUUUCACUUUGGCCGUUCCCCCAUCGGGGGUGCCCGAAAUUUCGCUUUAGAGGGGGGUUCAGUCAGGGGGGGUUCGGUCUUGGGGGGUUCAGUCAGGGGGGUUCCUUUCUAAGGGGUUGGGGGGUUCAGUCAGGGGGGUUCAGUCAGGGGGGUUCAGUCAUGGGGGGGUUCAGUCUCCUAACGGUCACAUUGCCGCUAUUGAACAAUUGAAAGAAGCGUAUUCCAAACAAAUGAUUUGCUCUGUCCGAAAUGAAAUAUUAAGCAGUCUAUUCUCAAAUACUCAAAAUCUUCUUUUCCAUCUCUAGAUCUGUCCUCGAACCCUCUCCAUCGACGACGUCAUGAAAUUAGUGGAUACAGAAGAAGGUGACAUCCUCCUUCUCACCGAAUUAACUCGAGAUCAAUCUACCCUCAGCGAGAUCAGCGAGGCCGUCAGAAGUGAUAUAACCGAGUCCUCUCAACAAGUAGUCGUCUCCAAAUCCUUUGAGAACACUUUUAAUCAGCCUCUCGAACCUCCAAUUAUCAUCGCCAAUCCUCGACAUUCCAAUAAGUCCAAGCUCACGAACUGCCCCUCAACCACGCCCAUUCUGCCGGAGAAUCUGGACAUCGAGGCGUUGGAGGAGAUGGAAGAUCGGCUUCUUUUGAGCAGAGCGGCUUCAUUCGAUGCCAAUCCAUCGGUCCAUUUCAGAUCAAGGUAUUACGACGUAAUUCAUCUCUAAAUUUAAAACUUCAGAUUAAGUUUAAUACUAGAGCAGCAAAGUGUGAUAGAUGACGAGGGCAGUAGUCCUUUGGAUAUGUCCAGAUCCAGUUCUAAAUCCACUUCCAUCAGUUCAAAUGCCGAGGAAUUCUCGAACAAACAGAAGAAUCAUCGAAAUUCGAUAUUCACCCAGAGGAGAUCGAGUAAUAAUAAGAGGUUAAUGGGACCCUCUGCCAAAUAUAGAAGUCGUCAGUAA